CAGAUUUGUAUAACAACGAAUAGUUUUCAUUAUUUAGCAUCAGUAGUUUUCUGCGAUGGCCAAGAAAUGUUCAGGCGUCGGUUUCAGCUCGACUUGCUCAAAGCUAUUCGCAAAAAGUUUUAUUCACUCGAAAAGUUCCUCGGAGUAUGUUUCAAGCUGUAAAUCAUUAUCGAAUCAGUUCCACUACUAUCAAACACGUCCAAUAACUUCUAAUGUGAAGCUACACCACUGUGUUAUGUCGCAAAAUAUGUCUCGCAACCGGAUAAAAUCCAGUAGAACGAGUAGAUGUUUUUCACGUCUUAUGAGCUCGUCAGAUUCCACGGGUUCAGAAGUAUCAUUGCUGCCUAAAGCGAGAAGAGCGUUCAUGUAUGUUCCUGGAGACAGUGAGAAAAUGGUACUGAAAGCCUCUCAACUUCUAAUUGACUCCAUAUGUUUAGACAUGGAGGAUGGUGUGGCAGAUUCGAGCAAAGACAAAGCGAGAGAUAAUAUAGCCCAUUCUUUGGAUAAAAUCAAGUUUAAAGAAAGUAUAGAUGUUUGUGUGAGGAUAAAUCCUGUAUCGUCUACGAGGGCAGUUAAAGACCUGGAAGCGGUGUUUGGUAGUCAGAAUGCACCUGAAUCGAUAUGUGUGCCGAAAGUCGAGGAUCCAGCCGAGGUCGACUGGCUUCUUAACAAGAUCUAUGGCCUGGCAAUGGAAAGACCUCCGAGCUAUACAGUGCAUAUAGUGCUCAUAUGCGAAACACCUCGAGCUAUCAUAAAUCUUCAAAGUAUAUGCAACGAAAUGAACGAACUGUCGACAAUGUUGAAUUGUAACUUGGUCCCAGAUGCCAUUGUGUUUGGUUCUGAUGAUUACUUAGCCUCUGUUGGUGCUACGAGGACUGAAGAUGCGACGGAGGUGCUGUAUGUUAGACAGAAACUGUUGAUGGUGGCCAAAAUGUUUUCACUUCAGGCUAUUGACAUGGUUUAUAAUGACCUAGCGAACGAGCAGGGUCUAAUCAAGAGCUGCACAGAAGGUAAGCUGAUGGGCUUCAAUGGCAAACAAAUCAUAAACCCAAAACAGAUCGAAACAGUGCAGACUUGUUUCUCCCCAACUGAACGAGAGAUCAAAUGGGCCACAGGGCUAGUGGCUGAAUGGGAGAAGAUGUCCAGUGAUGGCGUCGGGGCUAUUUUGUAUGAGGGCAAAAUGAUUGACAUGCCUUUAGUUAAACAAGCGAGAAACAUACUGAGAGUGAAGCAAAAUAUGAAUUUGUAACUGGUCUUUUUUCUUCGUUAAAUUUUUAUCUAUUUCAGUGAAAUGAAUUUAAGAAUUUGUAGUUA
Molecule: messenger RNA, 1314 nt
Organism: Symsagittifera roscoffensis
Lineage: Eukaryota; Metazoa; Xenacoelomorpha; Acoela; Convolutidae
Product: citramalyl-CoA lyase, mitochondrial-like
Exons: 4
Coding region: 56-1249 (397 amino acids)
Biological process (GO): regulation of cobalamin catabolic process
Molecular function (GO): (S)-citramalyl-CoA lyase activity
Source: RefSeq, a predicted model, not a curated record